CCACUCAACUCCCCACAAGACAUUAAGCCCUAAGACUACUCCCAGAUAUAUCAUUAGAGAUAUUUAUCUAAGAUGUAUUUUAAAACCGCUAUCGUCUCUGCCGUUGCGCUCCUUUUCGCUGGCCAGGCUAUGGGCGCCGCCCUCAUCGCUUCUAACCCAGGUGCCGCCUGUAACUGCCCGAAGAACUGCUCGCAUAAAGAUGGCUCUAGUUGCAAGUAUUAUAUCGGUCCCUCUGGCAGUUCCCCGGUUGUGUCUGGUACAUGCCGUAACCAAAACGGAAGACUGAUGAAGGUCUCCAGCGCUGAUCGUCUGGAUAUCUCGACACACGAGCUCGAAAUGGGGAAUAUAAAACAUAGAAAAAUCCAGCGGGAUCUUGUAUCGUAUACUACGGAGUGAUGUUAGUUUUCAUGCUUUUAUGACUUUAUAUAUUAGCAUAAACCGGUCAUUACUACAUAUUUCUAUGCUCUGCCUAAGAUACCUGUGUAUCGUUCAGGCGUCCAAAGCUUGUUGCAAGCUUCAAACAGUUAUUAUAAAAUAUAUAACCAAGGGUCUUAGAUUA
Molecule: messenger RNA, 559 nt
Organism: Daldinia decipiens
Lineage: Eukaryota; Fungi; Ascomycota; Sordariomycetes; Xylariales; Hypoxylaceae
Exons: 4
Coding region: 73-396 (107 amino acids)
Source: RefSeq, a predicted model, not a curated record